Messenger RNA from Sphenostylis stenocarpa, 1377 nucleotides. Lineage: Eukaryota; Viridiplantae; Streptophyta; Magnoliopsida; Fabales; Fabaceae. The record is from the annotation of a GenBank genome assembly.
AUGUCCCUCUUGUUCUUGUUUGCAGUGUACUGCUACAGGAACAGAGAACAGACGUACAUGGGGUUGCCGCUACUCUCUUCUACAUUAUGGGAUCCUUCUCAUAACUGUUUUUCCUCCGGUGUGGAGUUUAUCUGCCCACAUCUAUCUUCUAAGUCAUAUUGUCUUGGGUUGAAGUUUAAGUGCCAUCAAUUUUGCAAAGGUAGAUCAACAUUGCCAGGAGUUGUAGUUUGUGCCAGUCGAAGCCCCAAAAGCAAAGAAACUGUCUGGAGACGAAAAACUUUACCACAAAAUGAGGAUUUACCGCCAAUUUUACCGAAGAAUAAGAAAAAACCAUACCCCAUUCCCUUUGAGGAAAUAAAAAAGGCUGCAAGGGAGGACAAAAAACUUGCACACAUGGGAAUAGAGAAACCUCUUGAGCCUCCGAAGAAUGGAUUGCUUGUUCCAGACCUAGUUCCUGUUGCCUAUGAAGUAUUUGAAGCUUGGAAGCUUUUGAUUAAAGGUCUUGCCCAGCUCUUGCAUCACAUUCCUGUACAUGGCUGUAGUGAUUGCUCAGAAGUUCAUGUAGCUCAAACUGGUCACCACAUUCGGGAUUGCUCUGGUCCUAAUGCUCGGGAGCGUCGUAGUUCUCAUGCCUGGGUAAAGGGUUCCGUCAAUGAUAUUCUUGUCCCGAUUGAGUCCUAUCAUCUUUUUGACCCCUUUGGCAAGCGUAUUAAACAUGAUUCACGAUUUGAAUAUGACCGGAUUCCAGCCGUCGUUGAACUGUGCAUUCAAGCGGGUGUUGAUAUCCCAGAGUAUCCUUCACGCCGAAGAACCAAUCCCAUACGGAUGUUAGGGAAGAAAGUAAUUGACAGAGGUGGAAAUUUAGAGGAACCUAAACCAUGGCGCUUUGCAGACCCCUCUUCACUCAAUGACUUCGAUACUUACAGAGCUUUUGAACGAUUUCCUCGACCAUCAUUGUCAGAUCUACCUAAAAUUGCCCAAGAAACAAUGGUUUUAUAUCAAAUUGUGAAAAAUGGUGUCAGGAAAUUGAUGAGGAAGUACACUGUGAAAGCGUGUGGUUAUUGCACUGAGGUUCAUGUGGGACCAUGGGGCCACAAUGCUAAGCUUUGUGGUGAAUUUAAGCACCAGUGGAGGGAUGGGAAGCAUGGUUGGCAAGAUGCUACUGUGGAUGAAGUUUUCCCUCCAAAUUAUGUGUGGCAUGUGAGAGACCCUAAUGGACCUCCAUUGACAUCUGCACUGAGGAGAUAUUAUGGAAAGGCUCCGGCUGUGGUUGAAGUGUGCAUGCAAGCUGGUGCACAGAUACCAGAUGAGUACAAGCCCAUGAUGAGGCUUGACGUUAUAAUUCCGGACCCUGAGGAGUCAAGAAUGAUUUGGUGA